AUGCCUCUUCUUCCAGUCGCUAUGUAUGGCCUCGAGGUCCCAGCAGGAGAUAUGAUCAUUCCUGCUGUUCCAGAUUUCCCAGCUACUUUCCGUAUCACCAUGGCAGCAAUUGAUCCAACUGAAGUUACCGGUGAUGUUAAGGCCGGUGUCAAGUCUCGAUCAACUUUGAAGAUCAUUCGCCAAUCAAGCGCUGAAGAUGAGGAUAGCGAAGAUGAUGAAGGUUUGGAUGAUUUAUUACAAGCUUUGUUGGCAGAUGAUAACUCUGGUUUAGAUGAGGAUAGUGAAGAUGACGAAGAGACCAACGGUGGACCAAGCGAUCCUUCUAAGUCCAGAAAGGCCCAAAAGGAAGCUGCUCUUCAGGAGCUCCUCGCUGCCAUUGGCAAAGACGAUUCCGACGAUGAAAUGGAGGACGUUUCUGUCAAGAAGGUCGCCAAGAAAGGAAAGGCAAAGGCCGCCGUCGUUGAAGAAGAAGAAGAAGAUGAUGAGAGCGAAGGUGGGAGUGACGAUGGUGAAGAGAUUGAGAUUGAGGAAUAUGUUCUUUGCACUCUUGACCCAGAAAACCACUACCAACAACCUCUCGACAUCACCAUUGGUGAGGACGAGACCGUCUUCUUCAAGGUUACCGGUACCCACAAGAUCUUUCUUACUGGUAACUACGUGGUCCCAGAUGAUCAAGGACACAACCAUCACCACGAGGUUUACGAUUCUGAUGAAGAAGAUGAUGAGGACUAUGAUCUCUCUCCAGAUGAGGAUGAGCUAGAGAUGGAAUCAGAUGGAAGCGACGAGCUUGACGGUGCACGCGUCACCGAGGUUGACUCUGAAGAAGAGAAAGCCCCAAAGCUUGUCAAGGCCGAUAAGAAGGGCAAGAACAAGCGCGCCGCCGAUCAAAUUGAGGAGGCUGCGUCUCUUGAUGCUAUCAUCGCUAAGGAAUCCGCUGCUGAGGAGCCAAAGCUUAGCAAGAAGCAACAGAAGAAGUUGAAGAAGAACAAUGGCGAGGCUGCCCCUGCCAAGGCAGAGGACGCCAAGAAGGACGCAGCUAAGGAUGAUAAGGCUGAUAAGAAAGUUCAGUUCGCCAAGAACCUCGAGCAAGGACCUACCGGAUCUGACGCACCUAAGGUUGAUGCCAAGAAGACUGCAUUAGGUAUCAGAACUGUUGACGGAGUAAAGCUUGAUGAUAAAAAGCUUGGUUCCGGUCCAGUCGCCAAGAAAGGUAACAGAGUUGGCAUGCGCUACAUUGGAAAGUUCACAGAUGGAAAGGUCUUUGACUCAAACAAGAAAGGCAAGCCAUUCUCCUUCAAACUUGGUGCCGGCGAGGUCAUUAAGGGUUGGGACAUCGGUGUUGCUGGCAUGUCAGCCGGUGGAGAGCGAAGAUUGACAAUCCCCGCACAUCUCGCAUACGGCAGCAAGGGCGUCCCUGGUAUUCCAGGUAACUCCACUUUGACCUUUGAUGUCAAGCUCCUUGAGAUCAAGUAA
Molecule: messenger RNA, 1473 nt
Organism: Sclerotinia borealis F-4128
Lineage: Eukaryota; Fungi; Ascomycota; Leotiomycetes; Helotiales; Sclerotiniaceae
Source: the annotation of a GenBank genome assembly